Molecule: messenger RNA, 3408 nt
Organism: Gadus macrocephalus (Pacific cod)
Lineage: Eukaryota; Metazoa; Chordata; Actinopteri; Gadiformes; Gadidae
Product: insulin-like growth factor-binding protein 2-B
Biological process (GO): regulation of insulin-like growth factor receptor signaling pathway
Cellular component (GO): extracellular region
Molecular function (GO): insulin-like growth factor II binding; insulin-like growth factor I binding
Source: RefSeq, a predicted model, not a curated record
CAUUUGUUCAUUUUUCUCUCUUUGUCUUUCUCUCUCUCUCUCUUUCAACUCCCUCUCCUGCUCUCUUCUCUCUCUUCUGUUCAAUCCUGCUUUGGGAACACAUAUUUCCACUUCAAUAUUGCACCGUUAGGUCAUUCAGAUCCCUAAACGCUGCCAAAUAACAGAUCAUUGACGAUGCAUUAACCCCUUUUCCACACACACACACACACACACACACACACACACACACACACACACACACACACACACACACACACACACACACACACACACACACACACAAACACACACACACACACACACACACACACACACACACACACACACACACACACAGGAAAGCACAGAAUCCUCCUGUUUAUAUGAUAACCCUCGUGAAGCUAGUUAAAUGACUCACACAAAGUCGUCCGGCACGGAGCAGGCACUAGGACCCUGCAGCCCGGCCACGGCGCCGAGGGCUCCUGUACCUCCACCUGUUUGCCCGCCCAGAGCAGCUGAGUAGCUGACCGGCACGGGUGCAACAACAGUCAGGUUCACCAGCCUUAUCUUCCCAGAGAUAGUGGGGGGUCAGUCAGUCAGUCCAGUCAGUCUGUCAGUCGGCUCGUCCCUCUAAAAAAAAUAAACAAAAAUCCCCCCCCCCCCCAACCUCAACUUUAUUCCUAAAGGCUAAAGCUUUCCAGUCGGUGGAGGCGAGGAUGGUUGCCUGCUUCUCCCUCACCCGGGGGGUCCUGCUGCUGGCGUGGCUGGCCCUGCCCGGCUCCCUGCUGGGGGGACUGGUGUUCCGCUGCCCAAGCUGCACGGCCGAGCGGCUGGCCGCCUGCCCCAAGGUGUGGCCCGUGUGCGGGGAGAUCGUGCGGGAGCCCGGCUGCGGCUGCUGCCCCGUGUGCGCCCGCCUGCAGGGGGAGCCGUGCGGGGUGUACACGCCGCGCUGCUGCACGGGCCAGCGCUGCUACCCCACGGCGGAGGCCGAGCUGCCCCUGCAGCAGCUCAUCCAGGGCCUGGGCCGCUGCGGGCCGCGGCAGGAGGAGGAGGCGGCGCCGGCGGACCCCCCCCCCCAAGGGGCAGGAUGCCAACGAUCCAGAGCAAUGGGUGACCUGGACACGGCAUGUGACGAUAAGACAGGAACUUUAAAGACCCCCAAAGAUGAAGUGCACGGCACCGAGGGUUCGCCGGUGCGUCCGGCGGCCAUUGAGCCACCAUGGAGCAGGACCAAAGUGUCAGCCGUGAUUAAGCACAAGAAUGACCUCGAUUCCAGGAUGAAGAACACCCAGUCGGACGACGCCAGACCCCCACUCUUGUCCCAGAGCUCCUGUGAGCAGGAGCUGAACCGGGUGUUGGAGGAGAUCUCCAGGAUGACCCUCCAGGAGAACCUCUACGAGCUCCGCUUCCCCAACUGUGACCGCAACGGCCUGUACAACCUCAAACAGUGCAACAUGUCCACCCAUGGCCAGCGGGGGGAGUGUUGGUGCGUGGACCCCAUGACCGGGACCCAGCUGCCGGCCACGCCCCGGGUCAGAGGGGACCCCAACUGCAACCUCCUCCACGAGGACCCCGGGGCCGUGCCCACGGCCGCCGCUAUGCGCUAGGGCCUCGUCCACAGUGUCGUCUGUUUGUUUGUAUGCUGAGCUUGUUUGUGGUUUUGUUUUUUUACCGAGGCAACAUGGCUGUAAAGGAUGUGGCAAGGAUUUCUGUGUGUGUUUGUGUGUUUUUGGGGGGGGGGGGGGCUUUAUAAUGAUGGCGAUCACAUGUCACAUCUUUAUGAAUGCAGAUUGACUGUGUUUUAUAAAGCAGGUAAAAGGAUAAAAAACAGGUGACACAUUCCUUUCAGGUCCCCUUCAUACAUAUGAGAUAUUGACCGAACAAAAUAAGUAUUUAAGUGAAAUUAUCCAUGUUGAAAUAUAUGUUGAAAUAGGAAAUGUAUGUUAAAACUUACAUUUAACAUCAACAUUGUUGUUUUAUUUGUCCAACUACCUAUUUUGCUUAAAUUUUCCUACGCACCCAAAAUGGUUGAUCUGCCGUUUGUGUGUGCGUGUUUGUGUGCGUGUUUGUGAGCGUGUGUGUGCGCGUUUGCACAUGUGUAUGUACUUUACGCAAAAGUGAGUGUAUAAAUACUUCCUAUUUUUUUGAUACAGCAUAUUCUGAUACGCUGUCCUUGGGCUCUUUAGCAAGUUAAUAGGCUGUGUGGAAAUGGUAGUGUGGAUGCUAGCCGCUACGCUACAGGUUGCUGUUAUUAGCAGGUGUCUAUGGGUGGUAUUGUGGAUGCUAACUGCUAUGCCAGACGUUGCUGUAAUUAACAGUUGAAUAUGGAUCCUAGCAUGGAUGCUAGCCGCUACGCUACACGUCUCCAUUGUCAGCAGGUGAAGGGGUCGUAGCGGGGAUGCUUGGUGCUAUGCUACGGUUAUUAGCAGUCAAUGCCAGGUGCUAUGCUCCAUGUUGCCCCUUUUAUUCCACGCGUGUGUAUUGCAGCGUUCGGGGUAUCAGGGCUCCUGUUUGUUCAGCUGCUUCCCUAAUUGGUCACCCCUACAUGGAUCCUAGCCUGUCGGCCUGUGAGCCAGAGAGAAUACAACAUAUACAGUUUCUAUACAGGUUCUAAGUGUAAUCAGGCCACAUUAGAUAUCUAAAUGUUGAAUCUGUGACACCCUAUUUUGGUGGCCACACAUCCCACAAUGUGGAAUGUGUGGCACCUUUAUCUUUUCUUAUUUUUUUCUUUCUUGUUUCAUGUUGCCCAUGUUUUGUGUUGAGUGUUUUUUUCCACUGAAUUGUAACUCAUUUGUUUGUUUUGGCUGUGGAUGUAAUGUUGUUCUCUGUUGAUUUCUAUGUGGUCGGAUUGGUGUUCUUAACCGAUUCUAAAGUUUAGUUUGAAGCACUUUAGAAUAACUGUACAACUUUAAAGCAUUAACAAAGAAGCAAUUCAUCAUUUAUAAAGCAUUGUUCAUGCAUUCAUGUAUGUUUUUCAUAAUCAGUUGUAAAUCAUUAAUAAGACGGUUUCAAUGGUAAUUUAUGAAGCUAAUUGAUGACUUACAAACUAUUUACAAAGUGUUAUUUUGUGCUCAUCUAAAGUGAGGACAAUGAUUUGUACUAUUGCAAUGGUACUUGAGGCAUUGCAAUUGUAGCCUAUGAGCAACAAUGCUUUGUAACUGAUUCAUUCCUACAUUCAUUUAUUAUUGCUGUAAAUUGGAUUGGCCUGUAUUCUGAGAUGCUACCCUUUAGUUCAUUCAAAUAACAUCAACCAGUCCAUACAAUGGACAAUAUUUCCGUAGUUUUGAUAUUGGAUUAAUAUGCAUUACUUUGCCAUAGGGAAAUUGGUGCUUGUUGUUUUUUAAAAUACCAGUAUGUUUAUAUUCCUGUCUGUGGUUAAAAAAUAUACACAAAAUAUAUUAUCAAAUAAAAAAAUACAUUGCUAUUGUC